UCCGUCCUGUGCCAAGCCCUGUCCUGCUCAUUUCCAUUGUCUCAGAUCCCUGCCGCGUUAGGACCCUAAAAAUUCGGUCUAAUGUUGCCGGGGGAACGUCAUUGCGGGACACUCAACUCCGGGCGCCCCCGCCCUCUUUCCUAGCACCAGCCCACGGGAAUGAAAGCUUCAGCCGGUGGGCGGGGCGCCUCCUGAGUGGCCCAAUGACAGUCGAGAAUCGUAGGACGUUACCAGUAACGCCGUGGAGUAGGCGGGGCCUCCUGCUGGGACUUGAAGGCGCUCGGAAAGGCCAGACAGGCGGGUUGCAAGUUGUAAAUCCAUGUGGCGGGAGCUGUGGACCUUGGCGGCCCGGGCGGCACGUGGGUCUUGCAGACUGUGCACGCGCCAGAGCAGCGGGGCCCCGGCCUUCGGUUCUGGAGCCACCAUCUUCGCACUAAGCUCAGGCCAAGGCCGCUGCGGCAUAGCAGUGAUUCGAACCAGCGGCCCCGCCAGCAGCCACGCCCUCCAAAGCCUCACCGCGCCCCGGGACCUGCCCCCGGCCCGCAGCGCCAGCCUACGUCUGCUCAGCGACCCCCACACCGGGGAACCGCUGGAUCGUGCACUUGUGCUCUGGUUCCCUGGUCCCCAAAGUUUCACGGGUGAGGACUGUGUGGAGUUCCACGUGCAUGGAGGCCCGGCCGUGGUGAGUGGCGUCUUACAGGCUCUGGGCAGUGUGCCAGGGUUACGGCCAGCUGAGGCUGGAGAGUUCACCAGGCGGGCCUUCGCCCAUGGGAAGCUGAGCCUGACGGAGGUGGAGGGGCUGGCGGAUCUGAUCCACGCGGAAACUGAAGCUCAGCGGCGCCAGGCCUUGAGGCAGCUGGAUGGCGAGCUGGGCCAACUCUGCCACAGCUGGGCUGAGACCCUCACCAAAGCUCUGGCCCACGUGGAGGCCUAUAUCGACUUUGGGGAGGAUGACAACCUGGAGGAAGGUGUCCUGGAGCAAGCGGACAGCCAAGUGCAGGGGCUGGUGGUGUCACUGGACGCACAUCUACGAGAUGCCAGGCGCGGGCAGCGACUCCGCUCAGGGGCACACGUCGUGGUCACUGGACCCCCCAAUGCCGGCAAAAGUAGCUUGGUGAACCUACUCAGCCAGAAGCCUGUGUCCAUCGUGUCCCCAGAGCCAGGGACUACCCGUGAUGUGCUGGAGAUCCCUGUGGACCUGGCUGGGUUUCCCGCGUUGCUGAGUGACACUGCAGGGCUGCGGGAGGGCGUGGGGCCCGUGGAGCAGGAGGGCGUGCGCCGAGCCCGUGAGAGGUUGGAGCAAGCUGACCUCAUUUUGGCGGUGCUGGAUGCCUCUGACCUGGCCUCUCCCUCCAGCUGCAGUUUCCUAGACACAGUUGUAGCCCUGCUAGGAGCCCAGAGCCAGCGCCUCCUGCUGGUGCUGAACAAGUCUGACCUGCUGCCCUCUGCGGGCCUAGGCCCGGGUCCCAACCUGCCCCCGCACCUGCUGCUGUCGUGCUUGACCAGAGAGGGCCUGGAUGGCCUCCUGGAGGCCCUGAAGAAGGAACUGGCUGUAGUGUGUGGGGACCCAUCCACAGGUCCGCCACUUCUGACUCGCGCCAGGCACCGGCAUCACCUCCAGGGCUGCCUGGACGCCCUUGGCCACUACAAGCAGACGAGAGACCUGGCCCUGGCGGCUGAGGCUCUGCGCAUCGCCCGGAGGCACUUGACCCACCUCACAGGUGGAGGGGGCACAGAGGAGGUCCUGGACAUCAUCUUCCGGGACUUCUGCGUGGGCAAGUGAAGGGAGGCCGGAAGCCUUGGGGCAUCUGGAACAAUUCUUCUUCUCCACCCAAAGCAGUGCAGCCCAUCAGCGAGUUCAGGGUGGGGCGCUCCCAGCAGGUGCUGGGGGUCCAGGCCUGGGGGAGGGGCUGCGGGGAGGUGGAGUUGGUGCCAGAUGCAGGGGUGUGCAUGGAGGGUUGGAUGGGGUGGGAAGAUCUCAGGGGUCUUUGUUUCAUAGUUUUUCUUUUAAUUUUUUGCUGGCUGGGGAUGGAACUCACCUGCUACCACUGAGCCCCAGCCCCACGGUGUUAACUUAUUUUGCAAGUAACCAAGGGAAUGUGAGAAAUUCAAGUGAUCCAGAAAUGUUUCAACGUGGUAAUCUCCCCACUUGCCCUCUCCCGAGGUCACAGCUUAAUAGUGGAUUUCCAGAACCUUCCUUGCAUGUUUGCACACUUGUUGCCGUUGCACCCAUGAAUCAAAUAUGGGUUUGUUUGCUUGGUGCUGGGGAUGCAACCCCUGGCACGCCAAGGCGCGCUCCAUCAAUCAGGGAACCGCACCCUCAGCCCUGAGUGCGUGUGUUUUGCAUAUAAAUUGUUGUGUUUAUUGCUCUGCA
This is a messenger RNA of Sciurus carolinensis (gray squirrel), 2374 nucleotides long. It is a transcript of the gene Gtpbp3, whose product is annotated as GTP binding protein 3, mitochondrial. Bases 320 to 1783 code for a protein of 487 amino acids. The transcript is spliced from 9 exons. Gene Ontology annotation, biological process: tRNA wobble uridine modification; tRNA methylation. Gene Ontology annotation, cellular component: mitochondrion; cytoplasm. Gene Ontology annotation, molecular function: protein binding; GTP binding; GTPase activity. The record is from RefSeq and is a predicted model, not a curated record. NCBI's taxonomy places the organism in Eukaryota, Metazoa, Chordata, Mammalia, Rodentia, Sciuridae.